AUGACUGCUGAAGCUUUUGACUUUGAUGACCACUCCCAUAGACGUUACAACCCAUUGACAGACUCGUGGGUGCUUGUUUCUCCUCACAGAGCUAAGAGACCUUGGUUAGGUCAACAAGAAGCACCAACUAAGAAUGAUGCACCUGAAUAUGACGAAAAAUGUUACUUGUGUCCUGGUAACAAAAGAGCUACUGGGGGAGUCAAUCCAGUGUAUGAGAAUACAUAUAUUUUCCAGAACGAUUUUGCAGCUGUCAAGUUGGAUCAACCAUCGCUUCCUAAGAGCACUGGGAACUCGUUGAAGGAGAGAUUGUGUAAAGCGGAAUCAGUCAGAGGUAACUGUUUUGUUAUCUGUUUCAGUCCAAAGCACAACUUGACAAUUCCUCAAAUGACGGUUCCAGAGUUGGUAAAAGUUGUUGAAGCAUGGCAAACUUUAUACACAAAUCUAGCUAAAGACGCUGUGACGGAAGGUAAACCAUACAAGUACCUGCAAAUUUUCGAAAACAAAGGUACUGCUAUGGGAUGUUCAAAUUUGCAUCCACAUGGACAAGCUUGGUGUUUGGAGGCCAUUCCAAGUGAAGUUUCUAAAGAAUUAAAGUCUUUUAAGAAGUACAAAUCCCAGUACGGUACUGAUCUAUUGGGUGAUUAUGUUGCUUUGGAACUGGAAGAAAGAUCUCGUUUGGUCCUUGAGAAUGAUACCUUUAUAGUCGUUGUUCCUUAUUGGGCUGUCUGGCCUUUUGAGACAAUGAUUGUUUCCAAGAAGAAGAUUGCGUCCGUUGAUAAAUUCAAUGAUGCUCAAAAGAAAGAUUUAGCCUCAAUUAUGAAGGGGCUAACUACCAAAUAUGAUAACCUUUUCGAAACAAGUUUCCCUUACUCUAUGGGUUUGCACCAAGCUCCAUUGAAUGCUGUUGGUGAGGAACUUGACAACAGUUGGUAUCACAUGCAUUUCUAUCCACCAUUGUUACGUUCUGCCACAGUCAGAAAGUUCCUGGUCGGUUUCGAGCUAUUGGGUGAACCUCAAAGAGAUUUGACCGCUGAACAAGCAGCUGACAGAUUGAGAAAGCUAGAUGGCGAAGUUCACUAUCUGGAAAAGCUUUAG
This is a messenger RNA of Zygotorulaspora mrakii, 1095 nucleotides long. It is a transcript of the gene GAL7, whose product is annotated as UDP-glucose:hexose-1-phosphate uridylyltransferase. The record is from RefSeq and is a predicted model, not a curated record. Gene Ontology annotation, molecular function: zinc ion binding; UDP-glucose:hexose-1-phosphate uridylyltransferase activity. Lineage: Eukaryota; Fungi; Ascomycota; Saccharomycetes; Saccharomycetales; Saccharomycetaceae. The transcript has a single exon. Gene Ontology annotation, cellular component: cytoplasm. The coding region runs from base 1 to 1095 and encodes 364 amino acids. Gene Ontology annotation, biological process: beta-D-galactose catabolic process via UDP-galactose, Leloir pathway.